Molecule: messenger RNA, 1631 nt
Organism: Rhinichthys klamathensis goyatoka
Lineage: Eukaryota; Metazoa; Chordata; Actinopteri; Cypriniformes; Leuciscidae
Gene: cd4-2.2
Product: CD4-2 molecule, tandem duplicate 2
Exons: 10
Coding region: 111-1391 (426 amino acids)
Biological process (GO): interleukin-15-mediated signaling pathway; positive regulation of ERK1 and ERK2 cascade; T cell activation
Cellular component (GO): external side of plasma membrane; membrane raft
Molecular function (GO): protein tyrosine kinase binding; MHC class II protein binding
Source: RefSeq, a predicted model, not a curated record
UCGGCUGGUUUCUCACACGCUUGUUUUUGCCAGUUGGACUAAAGGCGCAUAAACUUCUUAGAAACUUUGUCAACAAAACAGAAAACGGCAUUCAAACAAAAAGGAACAGAAUGCCAACUUGCAAGAUCCUCUUUUUUCUCCUUCUUGUACUGUGUACAUCGUCUGGGAAAUGUGAUGAGUUAUAUCAGCAAGUCGGGGGUGAGGUUUCCAUGAAUUGUGGUGUCUUACAUCCGAACAGUGAUGUAGAAUGGAAAUUGAACGACAUUCGCAUUAUUACCAUUAGGGGGAAAAGUGGAAGUAAAAUGAAAGGUAGUUCCCAUGUUAAGGAUAAAGUAAAGAUAAAUGAUGGAACUUUGAAGGUUCCCGACCUGCAGAAAGCAGACUCUGGAGUUUAUACCUGCGUUCAGACAGGGAAACAACACACUCUGCAUGUUGUGUCAGUCUUUGCUAAGCCAGGCCCAGUGCUGGUGCAGUCUAGUAAUGCAGAGCUGCACUGCGACAUUACAGGAAAACCAAAUGCUGAAGUACAGUGGCUGAAUCCCGCUAAUGAUCAAACAAAUUAUAAAAAACAAGUGAUUGAGCUGACGUCUGUGACUUCAAACGACCAGGGCCAGUGGACAUGUGUGGUCAAGGAUGACUUGAAGUUCAGUUUAACAUUGACUGUUGUCGGUCUCCUGACCAAAGCUGUUGAAGUUCCUGAAGGGGGCAAAAUAGUGCUGCCCUGUUCUCUUUCUCAGAGUGUAUCUCAACCUGUUGUGGGUGGGAAGUGGACGGCUGACCAACUCCCAGACUCUUUCCCAACCCUGGUGAAAUCAGACAGCAAAGGCUUACACUGGAAGGGCGAGAAUUCAACAAAAGUCACAUUUACUAGUGGACAACUCAGCACAAACUAUGAUGUCACAUUGAUAAAUGCGGAGCGUAGUGAUGAAGGGGACUAUGUGUGUACAGUGAAGUUCGAGGGAGGAGCAGUGCUAACUGCAAAGACGAAUUUGACGGUUGUGGCCAAACCUUCAGGUGGACAGGAAGUCACUAAAGUACGAGGGAAAAAACCUGCAGGUGUGGGAACAUGGACCAAGGAGAUGUUUGGCUUACAGCUGUGGGUCUGGAUUGCCAUAGGAGUCAGUUCUGUGGUUCUGAUCGGACUUGUCGUUGUGAUUGUUCUCGUCCAGCGAAGGAACAAACGAAUUAAGAAGAGAGUGAAAAAUCGGAGAUCCAUGCGGCAGCCUCUUACUGCCAAAGACUACUGCCAAUGCAACAGAGCUAAGACAGAGUUUGAGGUGUUGGGACAGCAAGACAGACCGCUUCCAGUGCCCAGAAAACAGCGCAACCUGCGUACACAUCCAGCAGGCCAAAACCAUUCAAUCGACAAGAGCAAAGAGCAAGACUACUGAGAAAAAAAAAAUCAUGCCAUGCUGGGCCUGUGCUUUUAUAUGUGCUUCUUGCUUAAUGAUGCCAAAAACACAAAUGAAUGAAUAUGCCCUGAUUAGGCUACUGUACUUUUAAAUCAAAUCAUGUGUAUUUUGCAGAGUAUAUAAUAUAAAUGUUUUCACAACUGUGCUUUUUGAAUGACAAGAAUGUUGAAUGUUGCAGUUUUUCUUUCAAAAAUAAAUUUUUUAUAUUCUUUUAACAUG